UUUUUAUCAAUCUGCAUAUCUUACCUGAAGUAGGCUACCCUAAUCUUGUUUUGAGAAACGGGCUACAAAACGGCAUUGGUAGAAUCAGAGAAUGUCUAGGGUUCUGGUAGAAUUCUGAUUUGGCCGGUGGGAGACUUUAGAGGCUGCUCAUAAUCACGAGCGCACUGAGGGAGGAGGCACUGCUUCAGUUCAGAGUGAUAAUGCAGAGCUAUAAAUCCUGAACUAUAAUUAAAUGAACUACAAUGCAAUGUAUAUCUAGGAUUUGACAUUCACUAGGUCGGGAUUGUUAUGGGUAAUUAGUUUGUCCUUAGUAACCAUACAGACAGCAAGAGGACUGAGCUGUUGAUCUGAGUAAUUUUGAUAACAAUGGCUAGCAUGGCUAGCUUGCGCUAACGUUAGCCAACCUAGCUGUGUUGUCUAAUAUACUACAGACUGCACACAAGCCAUCUGGAAGCUUAUGUUUACUUAAAAGUGGUUCGUACUAGAUAAGUGAGAAUAACUUAUCAUUACCUGCCCACAAAACAAGAUGUUUUCGGUAUUGAAGUACAAGUCAAUUGACUAUGUGUUUGAGGCCACAGCCAGGCGUAAAUUAACAUUAAGUUGCCUGGUUCUACCAAUACCUUACAACCUCAACACUCAAGACAUCUAUCUUCACUGUGGUUCUCUACCUGAUGAUGCCUAUCGAAAACCAUGGAUUCGAGGAAACACAGUUUCCUCCAGCAGCCUGAACAUGAAGGGAUCGAUAGUGGAAGAACUAAGAUCUAAAACACUACCUAUGGAUUCUGUAGAAAAAAUGAGCGCUACUCACACUCUGAAUGAAGCGGAAGCUUUGGAGAUAGUCCCCAGCUCCAAUCCUGCUUCCCAGGCCUAUCCUGAGUUGGAGGAGAUCCUUUGGCAGGUCACCCACAAAAAGAGUGAGGCUGAUUUAUCUUUAGUAGAUGACUUCACCAAAGCCACAGGAAGUGACAUGAGUGUGGGUCAUGAAGAGCUCCUGCUUGAGGAAUCGCUGGGUAGCUCUCCUCUGCACCAGUUCAAGAAACACAUGCCGACUUUAAGAGUCAAACUAAGCCGAUUGAAAGCUGUGUUGGUGUCAGACCCACUACAAACUCCAGUGGGAGGUUCCCUGUCUGAGCAUAUGAUUUUUGGGAGAUGUGUGCCCUAUGAUGUCAGUUCAUGUGGUGAUACAAACAGCUCUCAGAUGAGGUCAAGUGUUAUAGAAGGGUUUAGCAAAGUGUCACCUUGGGAUGAAGAGUCCUUAAUGUUGCUUGAAGUGGAAUCCUGCAGCAUGCACAAAGAAUCCUUCAGCACAUCUCUAGCCUACCUUUCUAGUAUUCUACAAGUAAGAAAAGAACCUGAGGGAGACCAGGUGUCUUUGGUGGAGAUGCUUAAAAAAGUGACCCCAGCAGGUCAACAGGAAAUGCAUCAUUUUAGAACCCUUGACACUCCUAGUAACAGCUUGAAUCCUCUCAACCCAUUAGACCCAAAGACCCCAGUGCCUCUUAGGCUGUACCCAGAGCUGGAGUUGGAUGUACCCUUCUUCCCAGCUCGUGGCCCUGAGCGGCCUGAGCUGCGGUUGCCCAACAGUCACCUUCAACCGAAGCGUUUGCCCCCCAUCUACAGGCAUUGGCUAGUGUCAGAUGAGGAACGAGAGGAGGUAGAGCGGGUUCUGUGGUCCUCAGAGAAACAGCAUAACGCCAUAGGAGGUUUUCUUCUGGCUGAUCCUCCUAGUCUUGAGCGUUUUGAGAAGAACCAACCACUGACUGAUGCCUUCAAGCUCUUGGGCAUCUCAGCACCAAAACAAGAUGUUGAACUCACUGGAUUCCCUGAACAGCUCCAGUCUCUGGGAAAAGGCUGCGCUGAAAUUCCAGAGGAUAUGACAGCUGAGCCACUCAGUAUUGAGAAAAGGGAUUUGGUUAAGCCGGAGGGCUUCACAGUGCUGUCAGGCUCAGAGAUUGAUGAUGUUCUGAGAGAAGUCUCUGGAGAUGCGGGUAAAUCCCCAUUUCCUAAUAAUUCAGCGAAACCCACGCAGCCUCCCGCCACUUCUGUCCAGGGGAAGCGGCUAGCGGUACCCUCUCAGCAGGAGGAUGGGACCACUGUGAAGAAACUCAUCAUGGAGAAGGUGCCGUGGCCCUCUGAGAUCUCAAAGCCUGCCUGGGAGCGUGGGCACCAGAGAACGCCUCAAGGCACCCCAACCAAGAGAGAGGAGAGUGUGGCCAACUUCUCUACAGUGAGACACCCUCCAAAGGAGCUUCCCAGCAGAACUUCAGCGCCCAAGCCAGUGACGCACUCUGACCUUUUGACAUCUUUCAUGAUGCUCAGACAACAGCAGCGUAUGCUGGAGUCUUCGGAGAAGACCAACUCCAGCCUGACAAGUGCAGCAGGAGAAAAAAAUUUACAGGUAAAGAGGUUCACCAGCCAGAGACCCACAGAGCAGGUGAGGCCAGGUGAGGUCGGUCAGCCUCAGGUGACGGGGAUGGCGUCCUCAUCAGGCCCUCCAGAGAGAGGCAGCUCCUCCGUCGUCCAGGGAACCCAUAGUAUCACCUCUACAGGUCAGGCCAUCAGAGCAAACACUCCUGUCGGUCAGACUAACAGAGCAAGUACUCCCAUGACUUCAGAUAGCAAAGAUGGCAAGGCUGUGGCUCAGGAAUCCACUGAGGGGGACAAUAACAACAGCAGGGUCAUACCUGUUCAGGCUACAGAGAGCCAGCUGCUGGCCCUGCGGGCGGUGCAGGCGGUGGGCGAGCCGUGCUUCUCUAGGGCGCUGGAGCUGGGCCUGAGUGCCACCGGUGGCUGCAGGGACUUCAGCAGCCUGGACACGGAGCGCAGCCACUUCCUGCUCAAACAGCAGCAGAAGCAGCUCUCCGUCAUGCCAGGCCUGGAACAGCUGUAUGUGGAGGUGGCUUUGCUGCACACCCUCGUCACUGUGAAGGAGCUGGUGCUUCGGUGUGGAGUCACCAGAGCUUGUGAUUACCUGGCUAAGGCCAAAACUGCCCACGAGACAGAUGUGUUAGACCUGCUGCACAAAAAGUACCUGAUCUUGCAGUUCCACAGCCAGAAGAACCGGGAGCCAGACCCAAAACUCCUGGAGCUCCAGGAUGUGAUGAAAUCAUGGCUGCAGUCUGUUGACACUCAGCAGCCCCUUUCAAAAGUGCUCUUACUGAUUUCUAGCAACUCGGACUCUAUGAGGACGCCGCUGAUUGGAAGUCUUAGUGAGAUAUCAGGAGAGGGUGUGGUGGACGCAGUUGUGUCUGAAGAAAACUGCUGGCAGGUGGAUGGCAAGAAGGUGUUGAACAGCCUGAGGCGUAGCAGCUGGGUGGUGGUGUGCAGCCAGCACCUGGGUCCUGACUUUCCCUGGCAUGCCUUCUCUGUGGUGGUGGAGUACGACAGCCUGGGCCACACGCCCUGGCCCUCCAUCUGCAGGGAGAGGAACAUCAGCUAUGUUACCUUCGCCACCGUCACCCCUGCCUCUGACCCCACAGCCCCCCCAUCUUCAUCAGCUCAUCUGGAGAGAAUCCCUUUCACGCUGUUUGUGACUGAAGGUCUGCUGGAUCGCUCAUCUUUACUGCAGACCCUGGAGUCUGUGUAUAACCUGACCAUGAUAGAAAGGAGCCACUCUCCCUCGCUGAAGAUGCUCGGGGGAGCUCAUCAAUAUGCUGUGAUUACAGUCGACGAGAGCAGCGCGGUGCUCCUGCAGGAGGUGGACGAGCUGGCGAUGGAGCGAGCGAGUGAGCGGGUGGUGAUGCGUUUGAUCGCCCUCUCCCUGCAAUACAGCUGCUGUUGGCUCCUCCUGCAUUGCCCCAGCGCCCGCUACUCAUGCUUCUCUGUGCAAAUUUUGACCAACUUGGCAUUAAUCUACUCAGCUGUGGUACUCUUUGGAAUGAAGUCUGAAGAAUUCAACGUCAAGGUUUUGGUCGUAUCAGAGGAGGAGGAUAUUGCCAGAUGGAUUUACCAGAUAGCCCAUCACAGCAUGAUGUCAUCAGAGGCCGACCCUCAGAGUUAUCUGGACAGAGAGUGGCUAUCGGUGCUGCCCUCACAGGAUGAGGGCUGUCUGAUGCGUUUCCCCAGUGUAAGUCCGCUGGUGGCCCAGAUCAUGCUGAAGAGGGCCCCCUCCCUGCACUGGCUCUUGGGAGCCUCCCUCACAGAGCUCCAGCAGCUGCUGCCUGAGGUCCCUCACAAAGUCAUCAAGCUCUUCACAGACACCACAGGUCUGUAUCCUCUGGGCUCCCCUGCUCCCCAGUCUGACCCCGUGCCUGACCCCGAGCCCCAGACCCAGCUCCCUCAGACGGGGCGGGCCAGCACACAGGACCCCUGGGCUUCAGCCGUCCAACCGCAGGCGUCCCUCUACAGCCACAGUCCCCAGCAAGAUGCCCUCUUCCACAAGACUUCCAGUGCUGGUCAGAACGAUGCCCUCUUCCACAAGACUUCCAGUGCUGGUCAGAACGAUGCCCUCUUCCACAAGACUUCCAGUGCUGGUCAGAGCGAUGCCCUCUUCCACAAGACUUCCCGUGCUGGUCAGAGCGAUGCCCUCUUCCACAAGACUUCCAGUGCUGGUCAGAGCGAUGCCCUCUUCCACAAGACUUCCAGUGCUGGUCAGGGCGAUGCCCUCUUUCAUAAGAAAGAGGAAUGUGAACAAGCAGGGAGUUCUACAGCCGGUCAGAGUGAUGCGUUCUCCUACAGGACACAGGAUUGGGGGCAAGUAGGGAAUUCCUGUGCUGGUCAGAGUGAUGCCAUAUUCCACAGGAAAGACGUCUGGGGGCAAUCAGGAGCAGGUCAGACCAAUGCCAUUUUCCAUAGGAAUGAGGAUUGGGAGCAAACAGGGAAUUCCCCUGCCGGUCAGACUGAUGCACAUUUCCAUAGGAACGAGGAUUGGGGGCAAGCAAGGAGUUCUUCAGAAGUUCAGAGUGAUGCCUAUUUCCACAGAAAAGAGGAUUGGGGGCAAAAAGAAGCCAGUCAGGCCGAUGCCUUUUUUCACCAGACACCGGAUUGGGGGCAAACAGGGAAUUCCACUGGACGUCAGAGGGAUGUCUUUUCCCACAAGACACAGGAUUGGGGGAAAACUGGGAAUUCCGAUCUGACUGAUGCCUUUUUCCAGUGGAAAAAUGAUAGGGGGCAAACAGAGAAUGCCAGGGCUCGUCAGAGUCAUGAUGUCUUCCACAAGAAAGAUAUUUGGGAGAAACCAGGGUAUUCCGAUGCAAUUCAGGCUGAUCCAUUUUUCCAAAGGAAAGAGGAUUGGGGGCAUAAAGAAACAGGUAAGACGUCUGAUGAUGUCUUCCGCAGCAGAGAUGAUUGGGGGCAGACAGGGAAUUCCUGCGCCGUUCCAAGCAAUGAUGUCUUCCGCAGCAGAGAUGAUUGGGGGCAGACAGGGAAUUCCUGCGCUGUUCCGAGCAAUGAUGUCUUCCGCAGUAAAGUGGAUUGGAGGCAAACAGGGAGCACUGGACUACAUUUGAGCAGCAGCUCUUUCAGUCCUACUCCAGCAGCAACAGCAACACCUCCAGCUCCACAGGGCUUCCAGCAUAAGCGCUGGCACAUGGACGUCAAAGAGAACAAGUUCAUCCCACGCACAAAACAAGCACGUGAUUGGACGUUGAGGAUUUCACCAAAGGAGACUUAUUCGAUAAGGGAAACACAAACCACAAGCCCGUUUGAGAGAAGCUUUGCCAGUGGGCACCAACCUUCGCCGUACUUCCAUAGUCAGAUGCCCGCUACCAUACCCUGUGGCCCGACCCACAGCAUCGCCUCGUCCCCGGUGUCGCGUUGGACGGGCAAACUGAUCUCCGAGGCCUACCGCGUCACACCGGACGGCAGCACGCCAGGGGGCGCGAGGGCUGAGCAGGACAGGAAGAGGAGAGCGGGGAUAUCUCCGCUGGAGAGCCCAGCCUCAGGAUUCCCACAAACCAAGAAGGGAAAGCUGUUCUAUGAGAAGGUUCCUGGCAGAAGUGAUGGACAGACAAGACUGAGGUUUUUCUGACUUUUAUCUUCUAUCUGAUUUGGAUCCUUCCUCCCUGUUAGAGGUUAUUUAACAUAUUCUAUGCAUACAAUUUCAUUCACAAAAAGGUGGACACUCAAUAAAACAUUUUUGUUCCAGCCACAGUGAUUGUAUAGUAUUUAUUAUAUUUAUUCAAAUAGAUGUUUACCCUUAAUCCUUAAUCCCUAAACAGAACAAUCUUUAGAUAAAAAUGUUACUUAUUGAAAUUAUUAAUAGCUGUUUUUAUUGUCAUGUAUGUGAUAUAAGACGUGUAUAAAUUUUGGGUGGAUGUUACAUAUCUGUGAUUUGUACAGUGCCAAUCUGUAUUGUUCUCAAUCUUGUGCUCAUCAAUAUUUAUGAUGUUUAUUGUGAGAGUAUAUGUGCUUUUGUUUUUUAAAUAUAUUUAUGAUAUUUAUUGUGAGAGUAUACUGUAUGUUUUUGAAAAAUAUGUAUGAUUGUUGUGAGAGUAUACUGUAAGUACGUUUUUGAAAAUAUUUAUGAUGAUUAUUGUGAGAGUAUAUGUGUAUGUCUUUGAAAAAUAGAUACAGCUAACCUCUAACAGCUGACAUGAUCAAAACGCUUAAAAUAAAU
This is a messenger RNA of Alosa sapidissima (American shad), 6556 nucleotides long. Its product is annotated as protein shortage in chiasmata 1 ortholog. Gene Ontology annotation, molecular function: single-stranded DNA binding; ATP hydrolysis activity. Gene Ontology annotation, biological process: resolution of meiotic recombination intermediates. Lineage: Eukaryota; Metazoa; Chordata; Actinopteri; Clupeiformes; Clupeidae. Bases 527 to 5968 code for a protein of 1813 amino acids. Gene Ontology annotation, cellular component: condensed nuclear chromosome. The transcript has 29 exons. The record is from RefSeq and is a predicted model, not a curated record.